Aphanomyces invadans is the source of this 5787-nucleotide messenger RNA. RefSeq lists its product as hypothetical. The record is from RefSeq and is a predicted model, not a curated record. The transcript has 17 exons. Gene Ontology annotation, molecular function: calcium ion binding; high voltage-gated calcium channel activity. Bases 1 to 5787 code for a protein of 1928 amino acids. Gene Ontology annotation, biological process: calcium ion import across plasma membrane. Gene Ontology annotation, cellular component: voltage-gated calcium channel complex; membrane. NCBI's taxonomy places the organism in Eukaryota, Oomycota, Saprolegniomycetes, Saprolegniales, Verrucalvaceae.
AUGCCUCCUUCAAACACAGUCUCGCCACUCGGCGUGCUGGACGUGACGCCAUCGGUGGCUGCGAUGCACCAGCACGUGUCAGCGAGCAAGGAUCCGCAAUACAAGCCAGUGAUGCCUCCGGUCGUGUGUGGCCUCUCGAGCUCAUCGUGGCUGCGGACGAUGUGCAUCCGAGCAUUCUUCUCGGAGCCGUUCCAUGUCGUCAUGUACAUGCUCAUUGUUAGCAACGCGAUCUUGCUCGGAUUUGAAGAGCCCGAGCGAACGAAGAGCCUUGUCUUGGACCCGACGGAGCUAGAAACUCCCGAAGAGCUUCGGACGCGCGAGAUUGUGAAUUGGCUCGAAAUGGCGUUCAACGUUGUGUUCACGUUCGAAAUGGCGGUGAAAAUGCUCGCGGGGGGCCUCUGGCAUGGCCGCUUUGGUUACUUCCGCCACAAGUGGAAUUACCUUGACUGUGGCCUCGUGCUGCUUGGCUGGGUCUCUGCCGUGCUAUGGCUCACGCUUCCCGUCGAUACGGCGUCGACUCCGUUGCCACCGAUGCCAACGCCACCUCCGUACCCGUCGACUGCACCUCCGUCGCCGUUUGGCCCGGACGUUCUCCCGCCAGACACGUUCGCCCCCGACACUUUCCCACCAGACGAGAGCCCGUCCCCAACGCUUGCUCUCAACUUCCCAACGUUCGCACCCAGCAGUGACGACGCUCCAGCCACCCAACCGACCGCCGAUGAUCCAGCUGACACCAUGUCCUCGACAAUGUCGCCGGCGACAUCCAUCCCAUCGAAUUCAAACAGUUUGGUCUCGUCGGGAAAUGCCAGCAGCCGUCGUCGCCUCUCUGACGUCGUUGGCAUCCAUGCCGGCGCCACAGACGGAGGUCAUGACCCGUCGCUUGUCGAGACUCCCGAAUCAACUCCUGACGACCCGAAUGCCCUCCCAUUGCCGGUCGUAUUCCCGACUGAUGAGCCUGGACUCCCCGAUACCCCCACGUUCCCGGAAUCUCCCGCCGAGCCGACAGGCGUUCCCGAUGUUGCCACGCUCAGCCCCGACACGGACACGGCGCCGUCCUACUUGACGACGGACUUUACGGCACCCGCGAUGGCCAAGAACCUCGCGUCCUUGUUUCGUCUUCUCCGUGUGUUCAAAGUGCUUCGUGGGAUUCGGCUGUCCAAGCACGCGCAAGCGUUGGUCUUGAGUCUCUUCGAGUCGAUGCGGCUUCUUGUGAACGUGAUCGAGUUGCUCUUGGUGAUCUUUGUCCUGUUUGCGAUCGCGGGCGUGUCGCUCUUCCAGGGUGCUUUGCACCAGCAGUGCGACAACGAGUACAUGUCGGACGGGUACCUCAACGUAGACUCGAACGGGUACCUCAUCAGCGGCAACGGGUUCCGCUGCUCGAUGGCGCCGAACGUUGGCCGGUCGUGCAUGGCGGACGGCGUAUGUGUCCGGAAUUUGACGGACGACCGCCUCAACAAGAACCCAAACUACGGAUUCACCUCGUUCGACAACGUCGCGGUCGGGCUCCUCAGUGUGAUCGAAAUCGCGUCCUUGUCCGACUGGGGCUCAACCAUGUGGAACCUUGCCGAAGCUCGGGGACUUGUCGUGGGGCUCUAUUUCUUGGUCGUGAUUCCGGUCGGAGGGUACUUUGUCGUGAACUUGGUCAUCGCGGUCGUGCACAACGCGUACACGCAAAAGUGGAAAGACAUUCGCGACGAGUUUGUCUCGGCCAAGCUCGAGCGCAAACAAAAGCACCUCGAAGCACAGAAGCGGACGCGACGUCCGUCCAUCAUCGAUAUGGUCGUGGUCAAGCCGCUACCCGCGACCAAGUUGUCGCAUUUGGAGCUCAAGACGCUCGCGACGCGGUUUAGUUCGAUCGACGGCCGCGUCAAGUACAAGAACUUUGUCGAGUUCUUCUCGCCGUCGAGUGGCGUGUCGAAUACGGUGCAAAACCUGCGAGAGUUUUUGCAAUCGGCCAAGGCGGCGGGGCUCCACUCGAGGUCGAUAUUUCGCUUCAUUGACAAGGACAACAGCGGCGACUUGAGCCGCGACGAACUCGUGUUUGGGUUUCAAGAAAUUGAAGAGCGAGUGGGGAUCAAGCUCGACCGUGCCAUCGUCGAAGCCCUUCAUGACUAUUUGGAUGUAAACAACGAUGGAAAGGUGACGUUGACGGAAUUCAUCGAGUUUGCCGACCCGCCGUCCAAAGCGUCGACGUUGUUGGAGCAAAAGGUGCUGAUUGAAUUGAGCGGCUACGAGCAUGCCGAAGGCCGCGUGGCUGCGAUUUUUCGUGAGUUUGACCCGCAUGACACUGGGACGAUCUCGAUGAGUCAGUUUCGAUCGGCCCUGGCGCGCAUUGGGUUUUCAGGAAGCGGGAUCAAGUACCUGUCGCGAGAUGAUACACUUCGACUGAGCAUGCGGUCGCUCGACUCGUUCCAGUCAACGUCGCCAUGGGCUGUCACGUGGAUCACAUGGCGACGGCGCAUCGCUCGCUGCAUUCGGCACGCGGCGUUUACGGGAAUUGUCAACGCUGCCCUUGUUGUGCAGCUCGUGUGCUUUAAUCUGAAAUCGUUCGACCCAGUCGACAUUGCAGCGCAUGCCGGUCGAGAAGCCCACAUUGCUGUAGCUCAAGACAUCGUGGCGUACGUGUUUGGGCUCGAAAUGGUGUUGAAAGUCACGGCUCUCGGUGGCCGAGGAUACGUUGUCGACAAGUACAAUCGGUUUGACGGCGUUUUGACCAUAGUCGGAUUGGUCGAAGUGAUCGGUCGAGACGGUGCAGUCGUGUUGCCGGAAGGCGUCGUCCACGCGAUGUUUGUGUGCCGCGUGCUGCGACUGCUGCAGCUCUUCCGGCAGUGGACCAACUUUCGCGUGCUCAUGGAGACGAUGGUGACGAGUUUUCGCGGUCUCUUGCAUUUUGUGUUUUUGCUGUUUGUCGUGAUGUACAUCUUCGCCCUUAUCGGAAAGCACUUGUUUGGAAACGAAAUGACCGAAGACCGCGGGUUCCCGACGCCGUUUUACGCGACGUUUGACAACGUAUGGUCGGCGCUCUUGACCGUGUUUCAAGUGUUCUCGGGGGACCAGUGGACCGACGUCCUGUACGCGUGCAUGCGAGUCCACGCGGUCGGCGGCGCCAUCUUUGUCGUCGUCAUGUUUUUCACCGGCAACUACCUCGUGGUCAACAUCUUUUUGUCGAUUUUGCUGCAAGACUUUGAAAGCGACGAAAACGAAUACCAUCGGUCGUACUUUAGCACGAUCGCGGACGCGGACGUGGCCCAUUAUUACGAUGUGGUCGUGCACUGGCUGUCGUCGUGGAUCGAUCGAUUCACUCCGUCGCGCCAUGCGGCUGCUUCUCCACGUCCAUGGCGCAACAACAUUCAUGCGGCGUUGGAAGACGCGAAAGACGCACAUCGCCGUCGAGACGAAGCAGCAGCAAGUGCCCGCGAGGCCAAGAGUCAAAAGUUCAUGGUCGGGCACUCGUUUUGCCUGUUUGGUCCGACUUCGUGGGUGCGCGGGAUGGCCAACCGCAUCGUCAUGCACCCGUUCUUCAAAUACAUAGUCCUGGCGGUCGUCCUCGCAUCCUGUGUGAUGUCCGCCCUCGAGAUAUCGGACACUGCCGACGCUACGUUUUACCUAUGGGCGGACGUUGUGAUCUCAAGCUUGUUCUUCGUCGAGAUGGCCAUGAAGAUCGUUGCGCAGGGCUUUCUCUUCACGGGGCGAUACGCGUACAUGCGCAACGGGUGGAAUGUGUUGGAUUUUGUGGUUGCCAUCACGUCCAUGCUGGCGAUCGUGUGCACAUUUGUCCGCGAUCCGAUGGUCAAGGUGUUUCGGCUCUUUCGCGCGCUGCGGCCGCUCCGUGCCAUCCACUUGAACCCAGGGAUGAAGGUCGUGGUGAAGGCCAUUUUGAUCACCGUGCCGUGCGUGCUCAACCUGGUCGUGAUUCUCACGAUGUUUUUGUUCAUGUUUGCGGUCGUGACGGUGCAUCUGUUGGCGGGCAAGUUGUGGUAUUGCCAAGGCAACUCGGUCGACAUGUACACGUUGAACGCGACGACGUGCGAGUCAGACACCGUGACGACUCGGCUGUGGACGCCGCUGUCGACGAGCUUUGACUCGAUUCCGAACGCGACGUUGCAACUCAUGGAAAUCUCAACUGUCCAAGGCUGGUCGGGUAUCAUGCACAUGGCGAUGGACGCCCCAUCCGUGGGCUACGCCGACAUGCACCCCGUCCGCAACAACACACCAGCGAUGGCUGUUGUGUUUGUGGCAUUUGUCGUGAUCUGCGGCUUCUUCAUGAUGGGUCUCUUCCUCGGUGUGAUCGUGUACAAGUUCCAGCAGCUCAAAGCCGAGCAAAACGGCACGCUGUUCAUCACGGAAGACCAGCAGAAAUGGGUGGCCACCCAACGCCGUCUCUUUGCACUAAAGCCCAAGCCCGCCCCAUCCAACAACCAACUCGGCGGCCACCGCAAGGUCGUGUUCAAUGUCGUCGUGCACCCGCUAUUUCAAGGCGGCAUGCGCGUCCUGAUUUUGGCCAGCAUCGUCGUCCUCGCCAUGGACCACUACCCGUCCACGCCACGCUUCGAUUCCGCCUACACGCAAGUGUUGUGGUUUUUCACGGCAGUCAACGUGAUCGAGGCCGCCCUCAUGUUGUAUGCGCACGGGUACAAAGCGUAUCUUACGACCCGGUGGGUCGACGCCAUCGCGGUUGUGGUGAGCAUCCUCGACGCCUCGCCCCACCUCCGCGUGCUUCGCAUGCUCCGACUUGUCCGUGUGACCCACCUCGUCAGCAAUUCGCACUCGAUGGUGUCGAUAUUGAAAACGCUGACGAUGUCGCUUCCCGCGCUGCUCAACGUGGCGUCGCUCUUGCUUGUGUUUGCCUUUGUGUAUGCGAUUCUCGGCAUGAAUUUGUUUUACGACCCGAUGAACCCGUUGUACGGGCAGUGCAUUCGCGACGUGAUCAACUUUGACUCGCUCACGAGCACAAUGAUGGUGCUGUUUGUCGUUGUCACGGGCGACAACUGGACGUGCUACAUGCAUGACGUGCUGCCGCAGUACCCGACCGUGGGUCGGUGGUACUUUACGUCGUUUUUGGUCGUGGGCAACUACAUUAUCUUGAACCUUCUCAUUGCGGUCAUCAUGGAGAACUUUGAAAACUACAUGGACGGGUUCGACGAAGGCGACGGUCGACCGGCAAAUGCCCACCUGGACGCGUUUGCCGACGAGUGGCAAAAGCUCGCCCCGACCGGCUCGUUGUUUUUGCCGUCGUACAAGUUGGUGUCGCUGCUCCGCAGUGUGCCGCCGCCGCUCGGAUUUGCGUCGAGACCCGACAACGAGGAUCCACCGCCAAAGUCGACCAAGGACAUCAUCCGGUUCAUUCGAAGUCUCCACGCCCGCCGCAACCACAUGAACGACAUGUUUUAUUUGGACAUUUUCUACACGCUGUGCCACCACGCCAUGCCCAACAGCUUCACCGUGUUUGAAGCCGUCGAUAUCGAAGCCCACCUGCAAGCGAAGCUCGCCGGUCGCGCAUUGCGCCAUUUUCAAGAGCUCCACAACAUCCAUUUGGACACGGCGUACCAUCGCUUUGACUUGACGGAAGAGUUCAACUGCGCCCGCGUGAUCCAAGAAGCGUGGAAAGCGUACGUGGCCAAGAAAUACGCGGCGUCGCCCCGGCAACAAGUGGUCAAGCCCCAACACUCGCGAGGCAUGCGCUUGCUCAAGCAGCUCACACGGUCACCGUGGUCGACGCGAAAGAGACCGCCGUCGAAUGCAGUGGCGAUCGCGCUUCCACUCCCCCAAGGAGGCGGUCCACCAUAA